CCUUUCUGCGAGUUUGAAUUCUUCAAGCUAACCCCCCUCUCCAUAUACCCCUGAUCUCUGCUGUAAAUUGAGAGCUAUAUUUGGAGGAGUGUGAUGAUGUCACAAGUGGUUGAGGCUAGGAGCCUAUAACAGAGCGAAUGGAGUGAGUGAGUGUGUGAGUGUUUGAGUGAAAAACAGAGACAUCGCCAGCACCUUCUGGAGCUGCUGUCCACUGGUUCGAAACUGCUGGAAAACAUUGCAAGUAUUUUCAGUCUGCCAUGCAUUAUCUGAAACUGUCCUCCCAGGUCCUGAUCUUCCUCGUGAUGCUGCAUUGUGUCUCCACAGUCCCUCACAACAGAUUCUCCCUUUCGUCCAAUGAGCAGCCGGAUGACUUGCAAGAGGCCAAUGGAUGGCUGGUUACAGAUCUAUCUGACAAUCCCUUUGUGAGUUUUACAAAGCCACGGCCCCAAAGGGGUCUCGGUGCAGUGAACAGUCAUCACAUGGAAAAGAGGAGGUGCAAUACAGCUACCUGCGUUACUCAGAGAUUAGCAGAUUUUCUCAUCCGAUCCAGCAACACCAUCGGCACCGUCUAUGCGCCAACCAACGUCGGAUCCAACACUUACGGAAAGAGAGACCUGCUGCAGUCACCUAUUUACUUGCCCCUAUAGUUCAAAUGGCAACGGAAUCGGGGGCUCGUCCGGGAACCCCAAAGCGAGAAUCAUUCCCCUAUAGUAAAAAUAAAUAUAAUAUGUAUGAUAAUGAUGGAAAUUAUUCUGUUUGUACAUGAUAGCUUUUGUUUUUUUCCCUUUUUUUUCUCUGUGUACACAAAAGCCAGUGCCUUUUGGUGUAAAUUGUUUGCAGCAUUUUCAGUUUCUGGUAAACCUUGCAUGACAAUAAGGUUUUCAAACACGGUGCCAUGAUGGCCAAUGAAUAAAAUGUAUUAUAAAGAGCACAUGAAUAGCGACGAAUUGACAUAUUGUUUUGAUUUAUUUUCUAAUAAAAGAAAAAAAUGAUAAUACACUUCUCUGCUCAUAUGUCAUUACAAUAAGGUUAAUAAACUU
Pimephales promelas (fathead minnow) is the source of this 1040-nucleotide messenger RNA. RefSeq names its product islet amyloid polypeptide (gene iapp). NCBI's taxonomy places the organism in Eukaryota, Metazoa, Chordata, Actinopteri, Cypriniformes, Leuciscidae. Gene Ontology annotation, molecular function: hormone activity. Gene Ontology annotation, cellular component: extracellular region. The record is from RefSeq and is a predicted model, not a curated record.